Cavia porcellus (domestic guinea pig) is the source of this 4123-nucleotide messenger RNA. RefSeq names its product myosin IF (gene Myo1f). Gene Ontology annotation, molecular function: microfilament motor activity; actin filament binding; ATP binding. Gene Ontology annotation, biological process: actin filament organization; vesicle transport along actin filament. The coding region runs from base 138 to 3434 and encodes 1098 amino acids. NCBI's taxonomy places the organism in Eukaryota, Metazoa, Chordata, Mammalia, Rodentia, Caviidae. The record is from RefSeq and is a predicted model, not a curated record. The transcript is spliced from 28 exons. Gene Ontology annotation, cellular component: vesicle; myosin complex; cytoplasm.
AAGGAAGUGAGAGGGAGCCGCUGAAGGAGGAACUGGGACCAGCAGGCAGCGAGGAGGCCGAGCAGGGUCAUGCCCGAGCCGCCCCCGGGGGCCCUGUGAGAGUCACCUGGUGUUCCUGACAGUCGCCAGCCCCCACCAUGGGCAGCAAGGAGCGCUUCCACUGGCAAAGCCACAAUGUGAAGCAGAGCGGGGUGGACGACAUGGUGCUGCUGCCCCAGAUCACCGAGGACGCCAUCGUGAGCAACCUCCGGAAGCGCUUCAUGGACGACUACAUCUUUACCUACAUCGGCUCCGUGCUCAUCUCUGUAAAUCCGUUCAAGCAGAUGCCCUACUUUACUGACCGCGAGAUCGACCUCUACCAGGGCGCGGCCCAGUAUGAGAAUCCACCACACAUUUACGCCCUCACCGACAACAUGUACCGGAACAUGCUCAUCGACUGUGAGAACCAGUGCGUCAUCAUCAGUGGAGAGAGUGGAGCUGGGAAGACAGUGGCUGCCAAGUACAUCAUGGGCUACAUCUCCAAGGUGUCUGGCGGGGGACAGAAGGUCCAGCACGUCAAGGACAUCAUCCUGCAGUCCAACCCACUGCUGGAAGCCUUUGGCAAUGCCAAGACUGUGCGCAACAACAACUCCAGCCGUUUUGGCAAGUACUUUGAGAUCCAGUUCAGCCGCGGCGGGGAGCCAGACGGGGGCAAGAUCUCCAACUUCCUGCUGGAAAAGUCACGCGUGGUCAUGCAGAAUGAGAACGAGAGGAACUUCCACAUCUACUACCAGCUGCUGGAAGGAGCCUCCCAGGAGCAGCGCCAGAAUCUGGGGCUCAUGACGCCCGACUACUAUUACUACCUCAACCAAUCAGACACCUAUAAGGUGGACGGCACCGAUGACCGCAAUGACUUCAGUGAGACCCUGAGCGCCAUGCAGGUCAUCGGGAUCCCGCCCAGCGUGCAGCAGCUGGUCCUGCAGCUUGUGGCUGGGAUCUUACAUCUGGGAAACAUCAGCUUCUGCGAAGAGGGGAAUUACGCCCGGGUGGAAAGCGCGGACCUCCUGGCUUUCCCCGCCUACCUGCUGGGCAUCGACAGCGGCCGGCUGCAGGAGAAGCUGACUAGCCGCAAGAUGGACAGCCGCUGGGGCGGGCGCAGCGAGUCCAUUGACGUGACCCUCAAUGUGGAGCAGGCAGCCUACACCCGCGACGCGCUGGCCAAGGGGCUCUACGCCCGCCUCUUCGACUUCCUGGUGGAGGCCAUCAACCGCGCGAUGCAGAAGCCUCAGGAAGAGUACAGCAUAGGCGUGCUUGACAUCUACGGCUUCGAGAUCUUCCAGAAAAAUGGCUUUGAGCAGUUCUGCAUCAACUUCGUCAACGAAAAACUGCAGCAGAUCUUCAUCGAGCUCACCCUGAAGGCCGAGCAGGAGGAAUAUGUACAAGAGGGCAUCCGCUGGACCCCUAUUGAGUACUUCAACAACAAAAUCGUCUGCGACCUCAUCGAAAACAAGCUGAGCCCCCCGGGCAUCAUGAGCGUGCUGGACGACGUGUGCGCCACCAUGCACGCCACGGGCGGCGGCGCCGACCAGACGCUGCUGCAGAAGCUGCAGGCGGCCGUGGGCACCCACGAGCACUUCAACAGCUGGAGCGGCGGCUUCGUCAUCCACCACUACGCAGGCAAGGUCUCCUACGACGUCAGCGGCUUCUGUGAGAGGAACCGGGAUGUUCUCUUCUCAGACCUGAUAGAGCUGAUGCAGACCAGUGAGCAGGCCUUCCUCCGGAUGCUCUUCCCCGAGAAGCUGGACACAGACAAGAAGGGCCGCCCCAGCACCGCCGGCUCCAAGAUAAAGAAACAAGCCAACGACCUGGUGGCCACCCUGAAGAGAUGCACACCCCACUACAUCCGCUGUAUCAAGCCCAACGAGACCAAGAGGCCCCGAGACUGGGAAGAGAGCAGGGUGAAGCACCAGGUGGAGUACCUGGGCCUGCGGGAGAACAUCCGGGUGCGUAGAGCCGGCUUCGCCUACCGCCGCCAGUUCGCCAAGUUCCUGCAGAGGUAUGCCAUCCUGACCCCCCAGACCUGGCCGCACUGGCGUGGGGACGAACGCCAAGGCGUCCAGCACCUGCUUAGGGCCGUCAACAUGGAGCAGGACCAGUACCAGAUGGGGGGCACCAAAGUCUUCGUCAAGAACCCUGAGUCGCUUUUCCUCCUGGAGGAGAUGCGAGAGCGGAAGUUUGACGGCUUCGCCCGCACCAUCCAGAAGGCCUGGCGGCACCAUGUGGCCAUACGCAAGUACGAGGAGAUGCGGCAGGAAGCUUCCAGCAUCCUGCUCAAUAAGAAGGAGCGGAGGCGAAACAGCAUCAACCGCAACUUUGUCGGGGACUACCUGGGGCUGGAGGAGCGGCCGGAGCUGCGCCAGUUCCUGGGCAAGAGGGAGCGAGUAGACUUCGCUGACUCGAUCACCAAGUAUGACCGCCGUUUCAAGCCCAUCAAACGAGACCUGAUCCUGACCCCCAAGCAUGUGUAUGUGAUCGGGCGAGAGAAGGUGAAGAAGGGCCCCGAGAAGGGCCAGGUGCGGGAAGUCCUGAAGAAAAAGGUGGAGCUCCAGACCUUGCGGGGAGUGUCGCUCAGCACCCGGCAGGACGACUUCUUCAUCCUCCGUGAGGACGCGGCCGACAGCUUCCUGGAGAGUAUCUUCAAGACCGAGUUCCUCAGCCUGCUGUGCAAGCGCUUCGAGGAGACGGCGCGCAGGCCCCUGCCCCUCACCUUCAGCGACACACUACAGUUCCGGGUGAAGAAGGAGGGCUGGGGCGGAGGCGGCACCCGCAGCGUCACCUUCACUCGCGGCUCGGGCGACCUGGCUCUGCUCAAAGCCAGCGGCAAGAGCCUCACGGUCAGCGUCGGAGACGGACUGCCCAAGAGCUCCAAGCCUACGCGGAAGGGAAUGCCCCAGGGGACACACCGAAGGCCAGCCCAGGCCUCGAGAGGGGCAGCCCCCGGGCCGCCCAGAGCCCUGGACCGAAACGGGGUGCCUCCCUUAGCCAGAGGAGGCCCCUUGGCCCUGGAUAUCACUCCUGGAAGGAGCUCCCAGCGGCCACCCCAGGGUCCUCCGUCCUCCCCACUGGGGGCCAGCAGACGGCACCGGGCUCGGCCACCCUCAGAGCACAACACAGAAUUCCUCAACGUGCCCGACCAGGGAAUGGCGGGCAUGCAGAGGAAGCGCAGCAUAGGACAGAGACCUGUGCCCGGUGUAGGCCGACCCAAACCUCAGCCACGGUCGCACGGCCCGAGAUGCCGGGCAUUGUACCAGUACAUAGGCCAAGACGUGGACGAGCUCAGCUUCAACGUGAAUGAAGUCAUUGAGAUCCUCUUGGAAGAUCCCUCAGGCUGGUGGAAGGGCCGGCUACACGGCCAGGAGGGCCUCUUCCCGGGAAACUAUGUGGAGAAGAUCUGACUUGGGGCCUGGGACCAUGUCCUUCUCAGGAGAGCAGAUGUUGCCAGCAGGAGCUGCGAUGUCCUCAGCUACUUCGGCCACAAUGCUUAAUCCCAGGGCCUCUGUUCCAGCCCCUGGAUCUGGGAGUGCCUGCUGCAACAACCCCUCCUGAGCCCUGAUCUCCUCCACUUGUUGCCCAAGCCUCUAUUUCUUCUUGUGUCAAACAGGAUUAAGCUGGGUGUGGUAGGGGCAUGCUUGUCUUCCAGCUUUUUGGGAGGCUGAGUCAGGAGAAUCUCCAGUGUCAACCCAGACUGGGCAAUCUAGCAAGACCUUGUCUUAAAAAGGGGGAAAUAGGGCCGGGGAUUUAGCUCAGUGGUGUAAGUGCCUGCCUUGCAAGCGCAGUCAUGAGUUCGAUCCCUGGUACCAAAAAAAGCGGGGGGGGGGGGGGGGCUGGAGAUGGGGUUCAGUGGUAGAGCGCUUACCUAGCAGGCAUGAGGCCCUGGGUUCCAUCCCUAGGACUGCAAGAAAACACAGCCAAACAAAUCAAAAGCAGGACUGAUAAGAACCUACCUCCUGGCUGCUUUGUGUACAAAAUGAAUUGUCUUAUCUUAUUGAUGAAGUGCUGGGCAUGAGGCAAAGGUGGAGGACUUUGAUUGGUGUGACUUCGCUCUCCUCUCAUCAUCCAGACAAUACACAUAUGGGAAGCACAA